This is a messenger RNA of Helicoverpa zea (corn earworm), 4845 nucleotides long. Its product is annotated as PHD finger protein rhinoceros-like. The record is from RefSeq and is a predicted model, not a curated record. Bases 216 to 3170 code for a protein of 984 amino acids. Gene Ontology annotation, molecular function: protein binding. NCBI's taxonomy places the organism in Eukaryota, Metazoa, Arthropoda, Insecta, Lepidoptera, Noctuidae. The transcript has 14 exons.
CAAAAACUUACUUAUAUGUACUUCCAAGUUUAAAUUCCGAAUGAAUCUUUUGUUUUGUAUCUCCUAACAUUUGUUAUUGUGUUGUCGUGUGAAUGGUUCGCGGUUGAAUCGAUGCCGUUGACUUGAAGUAUUGUGUGUAACCGUUAUAUUUCAUCAAGUGGUUCAUUGUGCACUUCGGACGGUCCGGUACAGUUGAAGGUGGGCCACCAUACAGGAUGCCGCCGGCGCCCGAGGCAGCGCUGCCUGGCGCCCCCGCACCCUCCCUACCGGCUGCACUGCACACACACUCCAACAAGUUUCCUAUAGAGCGCGAAGUGAUCCUGUCUUCUGGCGACAAGAAUUCGAAGGUGCCUAUCCUGCAGGAGGCGAGGAAGAGAGGUAGACUCGGUGCUGUCGCCCCUGAUACCCCACCUAAAGCCUUGUCGGCUUGGACUCAUGCUGAGAACCAGCAAGCUGGCACAUCUGACGGCUUCAGGCAGUACCACGAGCAGUACGGGUACAUGAACCAAAACCAAGGAGCUGUGGCCAGGAAUAUGCAGAACUACGACUCACCGAAACCUCCCAUACCGGCUAAAACAUACGGCAAAGUUGACACCCCAAACAACUCGCAGCUUAUAACAGUGACGGUUGAAACAGGGAAAGAUAACACAAGAGAUGCACCCAAAAGUGCGAAGUCUGUUAGUAAGACUUACCACACGCUCAAAGACAUGAUCUCAAGCAGGUUUAAGAGUAAAGACGCUAAUGAUGGCGAGAAAAAUAAUGAGCAAGAAGCUAGUUUGAAUAACAGUGAAGAGAGGAAGAGACCUGAAAGACCUGAACCAGAACAGGUGACGCCAAGAGAGAAUGGACAGAGGAAGGUGGAGCAAGGUAUCUACGGGAGGCCAAUGACGCAGUCGAGACCGGAAAUGCAGUACAGCCAUGGCAUAGCAAAUAACAUGGCCUAUCCUAGCCCGUCGCCGCACAGGCAACUGAUGCAGCAGCAGAUGGUGCAAUCCCACAUGAUGAUGAGUCCACAAGCGAGAUCCCAGGAGAUGCUGGCCAGCACACCGCACCGGCAGCCACAGGCCCUUGGAGCUGAUGCCUUGUACCAGCAAUAUGGGCCACCCGGACGAAGAAGCGCCCUCUAUCAAAGGGAUAUAGAUGUCAGGUCGAUGGCGAAUUUCACUUCCUUGAAGACUGGGCCACAGUCUCAGUUCGACAACUCUCACUCAAGACCAGACCUUAGAAGCCCGCAACAGUUAGAAAGAGAAAUAGUGCGCCAAAGAGGCUUUGUGGAAGGCAGACGUGCAACAUCACAUCCUCACCUUCUUGACGAACCACAACACAGACCUGAAGUAACAACACCACAGAUACACGAUCCUGGGAGACGGAACUCACAUGGCAAUCUUCUUGAUCAUACACCAAAUGAGCAUCCGAGGAAUUGUGAGGAACGUGAAUCUGAUGAUGGUGGGUUCAGAGCAAGACUUGCAGCACAAGGCAGGUCUAGCUACGAGGAGCGUAUCCGAACAAGUGGCCGCUCGGUAGAAUCUCAGCGACAGGAGAGAAUGCAGGAAAACGUGUACAGAAGAACACCGGACAGCCACAAAGAGCGCAGAACUCCAGACAGUCACAAAGAACGUAGAACCCCAGAUAGCCAUAAAGAACGAAGAACACCAGACAUACACAAGGAGCGCAGAACUCCAGAUUCAAUAGGACAUAAGAAAGAAGAGCCCUCGACGUCACAAGAGAGGAAUGAUGAGAGUGCUAGUCAGAAGUCAGCUGAUAGUGUUUAUAAUUCAAGCGGGAAGACUGAAGCUUAUAAUCCACAGCCUUCUUCUUCUAGACAGACUCCGAAUAGAAUAGAAGAUCUCAAGGCACACGGAAAGAAAGGAGCCGGGUCGGGAGCUAGUUCAGACUACGACAAGAACGGUGGUCAGUCUUCGAACGUGGACUCUGGGCGGGGCAGCGUGGCGUACUCGAGUGGCCGGCGACCGGAGCCCCUGCAUGACACUUCAGCUGACUCCGAUGCGCUUGGUACUAGGCAGCCACAGCCUGGGACUAGCCAGCAGCCGCAGGGACAAAGUGCAGAAAACGACUGGGUGGAGUGCGAGCUACGCCACAUCUUGGAGCCGAAGCUGGCCAGCAUGCGCCUGGACUCGUCAGCCACGUCUGACACAUCCGUCACUCCGCCGCUACCGCCGCUUUCACCGUCCUCAGAUAUGCACAAGAGGAAUAGUUUACCGGGUCGGUCGGCAGAGUACCCGGAAGAACGUCGGCGAGGUCGCGAGUCUCCGAGAUGGCAUUCACAUAAGAAGCACUCAUCCAAACGAGAUCAUCAUUAUAAGAAACAUUUAUUCGGACUGGACACAACCGACAUGACAUCCACAACGACCAGAAGCUUAGACCUCUCCUCACUGCUGGAAGGCAGGUCGGACAGCUCAUCGUCAGGAGACGCACGCGCCAUCCGCCGGCAGCUUCGAGGAUUGGAGAAUAUGUAUGCUGAAGUGCUGCAGCUGUUGGGAGUCAGGAAGCCUGCUAGCUUGGCUAAACAGCCCACUUGGGAGUCUAGGCUAUCAUCAAAGCGUCGUUACGGCAGCAUGUCCUCGCUGCCGUCCAGCUCCGUCAGCAGUCGCCCCGUCAGAGACAAGAGACGAAGUUCCAACGAGCAUCGGAAGAAACAUGACCUGAAGGGUAUAAACAAGCGGUUCCAACGUCUGGAGUCGCACGUGGUGACACUUGCAAGGUCGGUGGCGCACCUCUCCAGCGAGAUGAGGACGCAGCACCUCGUCAUGCAGGAGAUGGACAACAUCAGGGCGGAGAUAGCCGCGCUCAGGCAUAUGUACAAAUCGCAGCAAUACAUUCGCUCGGGCAGCCACGGCCGGCACUUGGACCCGUACUCGUUCAGCAACCCCGACCGCGUCAAGCGACUCACCAAGUUCUUCGGAGACGAGCCGCCCCUCAUGAGGCUGUUCCUCAAGAAACUUGGAUAUGAGAAAUAUGCAGCACUACUAGAAAAAGAGAAAGUUGGUGCUGCAGAACUGCCUUACGUUGGAGAAGAUAAGCUUCGAGCCCUGGGAGUUCCCCUAGGCCCCAGGAUGAGGAUACUGAAGGAAGCAGGCAUUCAUCAGGAACUCCACCAUAUGUCCCGAGACGACCAACAUAACACAACCACCACUCUAGCUAUCGUUUAACAUAAAACUUUAUGUCAUCGUUUUAAGAACUAUUUUUGCGUGAAGACUGAAUAUAAGGAGUAGCUCAAUAAGGCAUGUUUGUUUAGUUCAAGUAUUAUUUCAGAAGUAAUAUAUUUAGGAAUACUGUUUAUAAUGAAGCUGGUUUCUUUCUAUAUGUCUUGAUAAACAAUAAUUACCUAUACCUAACUAAAACUGUUUUGCGAAAUGGUAAUGUAUUAUGCCUAAUGGAAUUUACACAUUAGUCUUUAGCAGGAGAUAAACAUCAUGACAUUUCAAACUUUUAGACUUAUUAUUUACGGGUAAUUUCUUUUAUAAAUGUUAUAAUAAAAUAUGUAAAAUACUCAAGGCAACGAAUGCUGAAAUGGAUCUUUGGUUUAGCUUUAAAAUAAGGGCUUUAAUGCUCAGAAAUUAUAACAAAUACCUAUAUUCAGCAAUGCUCAUUACCUAUCAUCGAAGGAAGUUUCUGUCCUAUCAUCAUCGUUCUGCCCUUAUCCCAAUUUUAUUUGGGGUCAAAGCAGCAUGUUUUUUAAUUCCAUACUCUUCUAUCUAUCGUCAUCUCACAGGUUCACAUUCUUUCUAACCCUUUCGACUUUUACAAUCCAUCCAUCGUUGCUUUGGUCACCUCUUCCACUAUAUCCGUGCAUGUCUAAAACCUUCCUCCACUCAGCUUUUCUGUUACCGGUACCACUUUCAAACUUCCUCUUAUAUACUCAUUCCUUACUCUGUCCAUUCGAGUAACACCACACAUUCCUCAACCUCAACUAAAAACUAAGCAAUUGCUAAUCAAAAUAGGAUGUAGGUAAAUCAUAUCUCUGGUAUUUUUCUGUUACAAAAAUGAUUGCUUCAGAAGGAAACACUGGAUCCAAAAUUUCGUCAUGUUUUUUUAAAAUGUCAUCUAUCUAAGUAUCGCAUUUCACAAGUUGGAUAAAUAAAAACAAAAAUUAUGUAACAGGGAAUCAAAAUAAACUUUGUCGUCAAGUAGAUAAUGUCUUAGAGUACCGUACACUGCCGACUUUACAGUCGGGCCAGUUGAUCCAAUCGUGGGCAAUUUUUUUUUAAGAUCUACAUUCCAAUCUUAGUUAUGAGUCGGUCUGAUACCGGCUUCUAUUUUAUAAAUUCACAGUCUGCCUUUAAUUUCAUGACAUUUAACUCCAAAGCUAUGAAAACGACUCAACUGACAUUGUAUAUUUGUGUCUAAAGUCCAUUCCACGAAAGAAGUCCCGCGGAAAAUUGUGGAACUAGAUAUAUAUUUUAGUACGUAGUUACUGAGCUAUCGCAUAGACACUAAGCGCUGCGUCUGCCGGACUUCUUUCCUGUAAGGGACUUUAUCAACGGCCAUUCCCAAUACCCUAUGUUUCUAGUAAACAAAUUAAUAUUGGGAACAGUCAUAAGUAAUUUAAUUAUAUUACAUUUUACUGAGAUUUGUACCUUUAAUUACGUUAAAUAAUCAUGCACUCAGAAAUUAUAUGCCAAAGAGUUUACUCGGCGUAUGUAUAAAUAGUAUAAACUUGUAAAUAUUAGCUUGUAAAUAGAAAUAAAUUAAGGUUUAAAUAAUGAUUUAACGUGUAAGCUUACGUAGACAACGAAAUUGAACAACGUAAUCAAUUAUUGUAUUUUUUAUUCCCUUUACAUAUUUUAAGGGAUGUUUAUGUAAAUAAAUAUUUUUUUACUAUAA